AUGGGUCGGCGGAUCGGUUGUGCGCUCUCCCUGCUCGCAGCUCCCGCCCCCACUCCACACUCGCAGCUCCGGAUGUUGAUCCCAGGGAGUGUCCUGCGCGAAACAGGGCAACACACAGGAGCCCACGCAGUUUUGGGCAGAGAGUUUACGAGUUCUAUGAACAUCAUCACCACCGGAGCGCUUGCGCUCACCACAACCGCCACCAGCAUGGCUGUUCACGCAUCGCCGUUCGCGUCAUCCGUCCUGUCCUACGACCAAGGCUCAAACGCCGUCGCAGGAUUCACCACCGCAUCGACGGCGCUGGGAAGCGCCGAGCGAUUCACAGGUGAAGGCAUCUUCCCGUCCGGCGUCACGCCAUUCAAUCCCGCGUUCGGGACCGACGAGAUCGUGUCCGUCGGAUCGGGUGGUCACCUCGCGCUGGGAUUCGAUACCGCGAUCACCAACAGCGCCAGCCACGCUUUCGGUGUUGACCUGAUCGUCUUCUCCAACGCCGGAUUCGCCGACACCACGUGGACCGACGCCGAUCCAAACAACGACGGCACGGGAUUCACCGGCGCCAAUCCAUUCAUCUUCGGCGCCGGAGGAGCCGCGACCAUCCAAGUCUCCAGCGACGGCGUUAACUGGAUCACCGCGACCACGAUCACCCUCGACCUCUUCCCAACACUCGGAUACGCGGACUACACCACACCAUCCCCCGCCAUUGCUGGAUCGGUCGAGACCGACUUCACCCAAGCGCUCGACCCCACACUGACCGCCGCGGACUUUGCCAACAUGACAUUCGAUCAAGUCCGCGACGCGUACAACGGCUCAGGUGGAGGCAUCGGGAUCGACAUCGCCUCGACCGGACUCAGCUCCGCGAGCUUCGUCCGCUUCCUCAACGAAUCCGGAAGCGCCUUCGAGAUCGACGCCGUCGCUGUCGUCCCCGCUCCGGGAGCGAUCGCGAUGCUCUGUGUUUCUGGAUUGGUCGCAUCGCGGAUUCAAAUCAUGAACAAAGCCGCUCCCAUCCUGUGUGCCCUGCUGACCUGCACGAUAUCCAGUGCGCAGCCGAUCGCGUUCCCCAAGGGACCCGUGCUGAUCGAACAGCCGUGGUGGUCGCAGCUCGGAGGUUCGAGCACACACUCAUCGAUACCGUUCACGCAAGGCCAGCAGCUCGACACCCCAAGCUGGACGAGCAUCGGUGACGAUUCCAUCGAGCUGAGCUUCGUCCCGCAAGCGGGAGUCGUCGCCGACGAAGUGCAUGUAUACGCGAUCGGACUCGACCAGAGCUUCGCGCGCCACCUCGCCGCGUUUGAUCAAGAAUCAGGAGAACUCAUCUGGUCCAGCGUAAUCUCGUUCGCGAUCCUCGAUUCGUGGUCCUCGCCUUCGAUCGAUCCCAAUAACCACAGCGUGAUCGUCGCGUCGGGAUUCACGAUCGCCGCCUACGACCGAAUCACUGGCGACGAACUCUGGUGCACGCCAACAAGCUUGCCCAUCGUCAACGCGUCGCCUUGCGUGACCGAUGAUCUCGACGGAACCAACCGCGUCUUCAUCACCGACUACACCUUCGCCGCGGGCGCGACCGGCUCGCUCAUCUGCAUCAACCUCGAUCCUUCCUCGCCAACCAACCCCUACGAACCAGGCGAAGCCGUCUGGACCGCAUCGCUCCCAGGGGACUGCUCAGGGAAUACCCCGGCUUAUCACGAAGGCGUCGUCUACGUCGCGACCGCCGACAACGGAUCGGGAGGCGCUGGUCACGUCCUCGCAUACGAUGCAACGAGCACAUCAACCCCUUCGCCAAUUUGGGACACCCCCAACCCCGAACCACUCGGAUUCUUCGGAGGCGUGACCUACCACAACGGCUUCAUCUACGCAUCGAGCUACAACUUCCAAGGCGGACAACGCAGCGCCAACACCAUCAAACUCGACGCAACUACAGGCGCCCUCCAAUGGUCCGUCCCCACCGUCCGCACCAACGCGACCCCGAUCAUUCUCAGCAACAACAGGAUCAUUGUCUCCGGCGGCGUGCCCACCUCGCCAUCCACCAUCUUCACAGGAUCACUCCCAUCGAUCGAGCUCAUCCAGGACCUUGGCAACUCAGCAAGCGUCCUCUGGGACACCUUCGAAGCAACCCACCAAGACCUCAACAAGUCCGGCUCAUGGGACCAAGGCGAACCCUACCUCUCCAUCGGAGGCUGGGGACACCACCCCAUCGCGAUGAUCGCGAGCGGCAACACCAGACUCAUCGCCGGGACCAUGUCGCCACCCACCGCGUUUGAUCCGUUCACGCACGCCGAGUCCCUGCACACGAUCGACCUCUCGAAACACCCCAGCGAUCCCGCGUUCAUCAUCUCCACACAAAGCUUCACCGGCACCUCCCCCGCGCUCUUCAACGGCCGCGUCUUCUCAACCUCAAGCGAAGGACUCAGCGCCCUCAAUCUCAUCAAUAACACACCACCACAGCCGAUCACACAACAGCUCCGCGCGAUCAUCGACGACCGCAAACCAGUCUCAUCACUCAAACCAACCCCAUGA
Messenger RNA from Symbiodinium sp. CCMP2592, 2511 nucleotides. Lineage: Eukaryota; Dinophyceae; Suessiales; Symbiodiniaceae. The record is from the annotation of a GenBank genome assembly.